This is a messenger RNA of Diachasmimorpha longicaudata, 2135 nucleotides long. RefSeq names its product alpha-N-acetylgalactosaminidase. The coding region runs from base 661 to 1971 and encodes 436 amino acids. NCBI's taxonomy places the organism in Eukaryota, Metazoa, Arthropoda, Insecta, Hymenoptera, Braconidae. Gene Ontology annotation, cellular component: cytoplasm. Gene Ontology annotation, biological process: glycoside catabolic process; oligosaccharide metabolic process. The record is from RefSeq and is a predicted model, not a curated record. Gene Ontology annotation, molecular function: alpha-galactosidase activity. The transcript is spliced from 8 exons.
CCAUAACCCAAACAAACAUUAACAAGUGUCUGAACACCUGAUGCUAGUCAAUUAAAAAACUAUUAAAGCCAAUCAACUGUAAAGAUCACGGAGUGCAAAUUAGUUGACAAUUCAAAAGUCUCAUUAUCGCACCAACGAAUCAGCCUGAACUUUUUCCAUCUCUGAGAAAAAUACUUUCGAUAUGAAAGUGAUAAUCAACCAGCAUCUCGAAUAAACCGGGGUAAUCACGCCAGCGUACUUAUAGCGAAUGUAAAAAUGAAAUGGGGCAUUGGGUGAAAGUACUUCUCGGGGCUGUGACUUCAAACACCGGUUGGAGUCUCUUAUAUCAGAUCAGUUUGGUAUGAACAGUGGUGGCUAAAUGAUGCACGAUUCUUAGUUAACAUUGAUAUUUCAAUAAUUCAGGUAUAAUUGUGGUUAAAAUAUUGAAAUUCCAAUCAAUGAUUGAGUCUGUGAUUAAUCUCAGUGGUAUUAUCUGUACGUCCAGUGGCCAUACCACGCUGAUUAUCGUCAGGAGGCUUUAUUUAUAGUUCAGUUCACCCAGCUAUGCUGUCAGUCCAUUAGUUCAACUCCACUUGAAGAGUUGAAGACAAUUUCAUCAGCAGUUCGAUCAACGAGUUUUCAAAAUUGUGACAAGUCCAUUUUGGAGAUUAACUUUUCAAGAUGUUGGUGAUAUUGUGCUUACUAGUGGCACUAGUUGGUCCGGGUUUUUGUCUUGAGAAUGGCCUUGCCAGGACUCCUCCCAUGGGAUGGUUGGCGUGGGAAAGAUUCAGAUGCAAUACUGACUGCAAGAAUGAUCCGGAUAACUGCAUAAGCGAUGAACUCUUCAGGACAAUGGCAGAUCUUUUGGUGGCCGAGGGCUAUGCCGAUCUCGGCUAUAACUACGUGAACAUCGAUGACUGCUGGUCGGAAAAACAUCGUGGUUUCAACAAUGAUCUCAUCCCAGAUCGCCAGAGAUUCCCGUACGGACUCAAGGAUCUCGGCGAUUAUAUUCACUCGAAAGGACUCAAGUUCGGUAUCUACGGUGACUAUGGCAAUUACACGUGCGGCGGAUAUCCCGGCAGCAUUUCGCACAUGGAGAGAGAUGCAAGCAUGUUCGCAUCGUGGGACGUUGAUUAUGUCAAAUUAGAUGGAUGUUAUGCUGAUCCCUUUGACAUGGACAAAGGGUAUCCUGAGUUCGGCUUCCACAUGAACAGAACCGGGCGCAAUAUGGUUUAUUCUUGCAGCUGGCCAGUUUAUCAAAUCUAUGCGGGAAUAACUCCAAAUUGGACGAGCAUUAUAAAACACUGCAAUCUCUGGCGAAACUACAACGACAUUCAGGACUCCUGGGCGAGCGUCGAGACGAUAAUCGACUACUACGGUGAUAAUCAAGACAAAAUUGUACCGAAUGCCGGACCAGGCCAUUGGAACGAUCCAGACAUGCUGAUAAUUGGCAAUUUUGGCCUCAGUUAUGAACAGAGUAAAACACAAAUGGCCCUAUGGGCCAUUUUUGCUGCACCACUGUUGAUGUCAGUGGACCUAAGGACAAUAAACCCCGAGUACAAAGCCAUUCUUCAAAAUAGAAAGAUCAUUGCUGUUGACCAGGACCCGUUGGGCAUCCAAGGGCGCCGAAUCUACAAGGAAAAAGGCAUUGAAAUUUGGGCUAGGCCGAUUACACCAGUGUACCAGAAUAAUUACUCUUACGCACUGGCAUUCGUCAAUAGAAGAACGGAUGGCACGCCCUCGGAUGUGUCGGUAACGCUGAUGGAAUUGGGACUGAAUUUUUCAGAAGGUUACAAAGUUGAGGAUCUCUACGAAGAUCAAAAGUACGACAUCCUACGUCCCGAGACGAAGAUCAAGGUUAAAGUGAAUCCCUCGGGCGUUGUGAUCCUUCGUUGUGAUCUCCAUUUAGACACUAUACUCGCACGUAAUCAUUACUCUCGUUUCUCGCCAUUCAGUCCGGUGUUUGAAGUUAGCCAGAACUCUUUUGAGUAGAUAGAUAUAUAUAUAUUUUUUUUUAUUGUUUAUUACGUUUUUUUGCCAACUAAGCAGUGAUCUAAUAUUCUCAUUUUAGUUAUUAAUGACUGGUUGAUUGAUCGUUAAUCAUGAAUUUUUACACAAUUGUAGACGAAACAUGAAAUUAAAUGGAACAAACGUGA